Messenger RNA from Liolophura sinensis, 5233 nucleotides. RefSeq names its product ranBP-type and C3HC4-type zinc finger-containing protein 1-like. The record is from RefSeq and is a predicted model, not a curated record. Gene Ontology annotation, biological process: proteasome-mediated ubiquitin-dependent protein catabolic process; protein linear polyubiquitination. Gene Ontology annotation, molecular function: ubiquitin-protein transferase activity; ubiquitin binding. The transcript is spliced from 13 exons. The coding region runs from base 669 to 3125 and encodes 818 amino acids. NCBI's taxonomy places the organism in Eukaryota, Metazoa, Mollusca, Polyplacophora, Chitonida, Chitonidae. Gene Ontology annotation, cellular component: LUBAC complex.
ACUGCACUGCCAUGACUGGACUAGGAAAUUCCAGAUAGAUCAGGUUUCAAUCGUGGGUGAAAAGAAUACAUGUGCAUGUAUGCGUGUAUUCGUGCUGGUGUAUAAAUCAGGAUUUACAUUAUAUCACUCACCACUGCAUGUAUACAAGUUUGCAUAUAUUCUGGUGUAUUCUUUGACAGUUACUGUAGGCAGGCGUUUUUGGAGUGGUACUGUGAUUGUGUUAUCUAGAAAUUUGUAGGUGAAGUUGUUGAUUGCCUUGAUGUGUGAGGAUAUUAUGGCUGAGCCAUGAAUGUUUGCCGACAUUUAAAUGUAUGUAAAAUGAUCUGCUAUCAACUAUCUUGAUGUUGAGACACGGGUAGUGAGACUACUGUCAAUGUGUACAGUGACUCUGACAGAGUUGUAGAGUGUUACAACUGUGUGCUUCAUACGGCUUUGAUGUAACACUAAGGUAGUGUGAAAUAGGUUUUUAAGAAUUGCGUCAUUUGUUACAAUUGUUUACGGUUUCCUGAAUGUUGGAUUACCGAUGGAGAAACUCAGUUGCCGUCGAUAAACUUCGUCUUCAAACAGGUUACGGGGAAUUGUCUGCUGUGAUGGUUUUAUACAGAAGAACACAGACAACUCAGCAGUCUUAGUAUUUUGGGCAGCUGGAUUUUAAGCCAAAGAAAAAUAUGUCCAUCUUUAAGAAAGAUUCCAAGAAGUCUGCAAACAAAGGAGGAGUUGAACAGUUUGAGAAUUCUCAGAGACAACAACGCAAAAAGUCAGCCUCAAAACCGAUUCCAGGGCUGAAAAUUCACAGAGCUGACUCCAUGUUAGAUCUCUCGUGUGAAUCCCAGACGCAGACUUGUAAGUGUUGUAUUUUACAACCAGAGCCGCAUCUGCCUCACUUUCCACACAAGACAGACCCUGUCUUAAUUCCGUGCACUUCCGAGUUUGAUGUUUGUAUUCAGCUUUGUAAAGACAACAUCUAUCGAUUGGUAGCGAUGCGUCAAGACACUGACGAGUUGUUCCUGAAAAUACCACUGAACCACGCGAAGUACGUCAUCCGCUCUGACACUUGGCAUGAGGUUGAAUUAACGCAGUGUGGCAGGAAGAAAACCAUUGUGCUCAAUUUUCAAAAUUCAAGUAAACAGAGAAAGGAAUCCUUCCAUAGCUUUUUCAAUGAUCUGUUGAAUAUUCUGCACAACCAGAGAGCAUUGGCACGAGUGGCUGUCUUUUACCCUGCAGGGUAUCAGUAUGCUGGAAGUCCCGUCAAAGAAGUUGUAAAAGAAGAGCCCAAAGCUUUGCACCCUCCCCCUGUAGCAGCAAUGGAGAAUGGGACAUUAUCUCCGGCAGAUAUUCUAAACAAUUUGUCAGAACUGGCCAAAAGCUUGGAAACUGGAGAUGUGGAAGAAGCCAAAUGCAGGGCCGCCACAUUAGCCAGGCAAAAGGUCAAAGUUCACUUUGAGGUGGUUCAUCCAGCGGCAGAUGUAGAGAAGGAAUUCAGCGUCAAAGUUUGUGUGGAAGAUAGAGACUCAUCUGGAGGAUCCAUUAGUCUGAUGGUCCGUCAAUCAGACACCGUAGCAAAUCUCAAAAAAAGAAUAGAGAGAGAAUAUGGAUUUCCUCAGGCUAUACAGAAGUGGAUUAUCGGACAGAGGAUUCCGAGAGAUGAAGACGUGCUGAAGAACUGUGGAGUGAAGAGCCCUGGCUGUACACUCUUCCUCUACUUGGUCUCCUCGAGAUCUGUCGGCCUUACCAAGGAAGCAUUCAUGCAGGCACAGGCAGCUUCAGGUGAUGUGCCAACACUAGAUUCAGAGGAUGAUCAGAAUGGUUACAUGUCCAUGGAUCACUUUAUGCGAGGCAUAGGGGCAGGAGCAGGCUCUAUCCCUGGGGGUCCAGUACCCUUACAACACACCAGACCCCGACCAAGGCCCCGGCAGCCCAGCACAGGUAUUAGCCAACGUGCCAAGGCUCCGCCUCUGCCCACUUCUCCCCCACCCCCACUGCGCAUACCUCAGGGAGCAGUGGGUUUCUCUGAUCCACCCAACAGGCCCGCUGAUGUGGUCAGUGCAGAAUCUGCACAGAUGGCACCCAGGCAGACGGCUGUAGAAGUUAUGCUUGGUCAGCCAUCAGCUGUGCAAGGCAGGAGCACAGCUCUUGGGUCUUCUACAGAAACAGAAGGUUGGAUAUGUCCAGUGUGCACUUUUAUCAACUUGCCCACCCGCCCAGGCUGCGCAAUGUGUUCCGAGUCUCGUCCUGUAAAUUACGAAGUUCCUAAAAACUUCCAUGUUCCUGAAGAAGAGGAAGCCAGGCUUCAAAGAGAGCGCCAGCUUGAUCUGCAAGCCCAAGACGCUCAGAGGAAUCAAGAGUUCAUACAGCAAGAGUCCAGCAUAAGGAAUUACCAGGAGCUCCUGGCAGCCGAUGAUCAAGACUUCAUUCCGAACCCCGAACAGUUUGAUUGUCCAAUCUGUUUUGAUGUCAUCCCUGCAGGUGAUGGAGUGGUGCUCAGAGAAUGUCUCCACUCAUUUUGUAGGUCUUGCUUGGCUGCUGCUGUGCAGUUUACUGAUGAAGCUGCUCUCAAAUGUCCAUACCAGGAUGACAACUAUUCCUGUCCAGCCCUUCUACAGCAGAGAGAAAUCAGAGCUCUAGUGGAGCCUACAGUGUUUGAGAGAUUCCUUCAGAGAGGGCUGCAGACAGCAGAGAGUCAGGCGGUUAACAGCUACCACUGUAAGACAACAGACUGCACUGGUUGGUGCAUUUAUGAAGACCUGGUCAACUUCUUUGACUGCCCGGUGUGUGGAAAGCAGAACUGCUUGACGUGUAAGGCCAUCCACGAGGGCAUGAACUGUAAACAGUACCAAACAGACCUGCGGAUCAGAGCAGAGAAUGACGUAGCUGCUCAGCAGACACACCUGGUUUUACAGAAUUUGCUUGUCGGAGGAGAGGCGAUGCACUGUCCAACCUGUCAGGUGAUUGUCCAGAAGAAAGAAGGCUGUGACUGGAUCUGCUGCUCUAUUUGUAAAACAGAGAUCUGCUGGGUGACUAAGGGACCCAGGUGGGGUCCAAAUGGUGAAGGUGAUACGAGUGGCGGGUGUCGAUGUAAAGUGAACAACCAGAAAUGUCAUCCAGACUGCACCAACUGUCACUGAUCAAUAACUGCCUUCCAAAAUACAGUUGAACUGCAGCUGACAGAUGCCCAGUUUGUGUCAGUUCGACAACAUCAGUGCAUUCAUUACAUGUAGAUGCCCUGGCUCUCAUUGUUUCUUAAUUGGUGACAAUAAGUAGUCAACUACUCCCCUAGAGAUUUCAUUGGAAGACCUAGUUAAAACCAACUGGUUUGAACUGUGUGCAGUUUUCAAAUUAGUUAAGGGAUCUGCCGCAGUGAAAUCAUUGGCAUGGUGAAGGUGUGUCAGGUUGCCGAUAAUGGUGUACCAAUGGUUGAAAACAGGAGACUGUCUAAUUUAUCACUGACCUGUAAUACUGCCCUGCUACAUGUGUUAUUGCUGAAUGGUAUGCGGAGUGUCUGCCUCUUAAACGGGGCAGCCUGGUUAAGGGUGGAAACAAGCCAUGCCUGAGACGACAUGACUUUUAUCAUAUCUUACUUGGUAUUCUGGAAAAAGAUAGAUGAAGGACAGAUAGGCAUGGUGCCAGUAUGCUGUUUGCAGUAUGGGGCAUCGUGUGUGGUGGCUUCAAAAAGUUCCUUGCAGUAUGGGGCAUCGUGUCUGGUGGCUUCAAAAAGGAGUUCCUUUGGCUGUAUAUGAACCCACAUUAGUGUAUAGCCUGAGUGCACUGUUCAUGUGUCAGCUGAUACGAAUAUGUAAGUGCACAAUAGAGCACAGAGGGUGCUUUAUUUCAGCAACAUUCUUGUGACAUGAUGUUCCAACCCCUGAGAGUUGAGAAUUCUUGUUCACGAUCAGUGAUCUCGUGCUAAAUUUGGGCAUUCGGAAACUUGGUUUUCUUUGGGAUCAACAUGAGAACAGUGAGUCAAAUUUAUUUAUACCCAGAGACAUAGCACUAUAAAACAUGUAAACAAGGGCAAUUAAUAAGAUUGUGUUAAAGCAGUUUAGUUAUUAAUUUAUUCAUUGGCAGGUACGAUAUUCCUUUUGUGACACCCAAAGGAGGUAAUCAUAUAGUGUCGCCAGUGGUUCAACUAGGAAGGUGAAAUGUGUGCAGCGUGCGUCUGCUUUAUUAAAGGCAAAGAAAACACUAAACUAAGUAUAUAUCAGAUGAAAGAUCAUUAAAAAAUGCUCAGGAAAUUUUUUUACAAUUUGUUCAACCUAGUAAAGGACCGGUGACAUCACAUAAGGCUUCUACAUUUCAUCAUUCAAAAUGUAUAUACAUAUAGAUCUAUAAAUGCAUUCUCCGAUUUGACCUUGAAACAAAUUAUUUCUGGCAAAAAGUAUGGAUAUUGUAUUUAAGCAGUUAUAGUUGUAUGAAUGAUAUAUGAAAAAUAUUCAUAACUUGAGUAUCCGGGUUCCUGGCAAGGGCCAGGAGGUGAUAAAUAGCACAGAGCUAAAUGAGGGGAAAUGCUUAUUUUUCCCAAUGCCUAAUGUUUAAAAAACUACAGAACAAUGAAACUAUCAUAUUUGAAGGCUAGGCACAUUCUUCUCCAGAAAAAUUUCUUACCUAAAAUCCAUAUUUUUCAUUAUUAGUGCUAAAAUCUUAUUCAAGGCUUAUCUCGCCUGGAUUAAUUUCGGUUUGUGUUCUCACCUCCUGUAUUCUUGCCACGUGACUAAAGAUUGUAUUGAUGAAUGGCUCAGAGCAGCUAUGACAUCAGACAUUACCCCCAUUGAUGGUUUUGAAUGUUUCUGUGCAAUCGCAUCAUGCACCUAAAUUAACGUCCAUGGCGACGUAUAGGGAAGCGAUACGUCACUGUGGUAAUGCACAUUGCGACAGCGUUGUAGUGAAAUCUGUGCGAUAUACGGAGAAAAAAAAUGAGUUAAGCUGUCAGAUCAAUUAGGAGAGUAUGUCUGCAUGUUUUUCUGGUUGUGGGAAAUUUUAGCACUUUAACGGACUACAACCUUGUUUGCAUUUUAUCUCCAGAAUAACUGUAAUAAGCUGAUUUGUUUUCAUUUUUAACUACACGGGCCUGUAAAACUGGUCAAUUUUUAGGGUAUGUCUAUUUUUAGCUUUUAUGUUGUUGUUUUGGCAUUAUGUUAGAUUACAUCACUAUACAUGCAAUACCGCGGUCAUAUAAGUAAAAUAUUCUUGAGUACAGUGUAAAACACCAAUCAAAUAAAUAAAUAUACAUGCAAUA